ACAACCGCUAAUUGUGCUCUUCACACCUCGAUAUCUCCAGCGACCCCACCACAUCACGAUUUCGAGCAACUUUUAACAUCCACUUGAGCGACGAUGGCGGGAUUCGCGAACUCUAUGCGCAGCCUCUUGAGCCGCGGACAGCCUUCCAGUAAUUGGACUCCGGGUUCGAUUGCGCGCUUCGACGGCAUGGGUGAUAGCCAUAACCAUCCCCAGCAGCAGCAUUGCGGUACCUCUCUACAGCAAGCCAUCCACAACGGUUCAGCGGCUGCAGACGACUCUGUGCCACCUCUACCGGGACCUUACGAGGCUACUGGACAAGACUAUACUUGUCAGCCUGCUAUUCCGCACAAGUGCAGUCAGCCAGUCCAGCGUUUCGCAGUAGAACAGGGCGGGGAAGAUAGUGAUCAUAUGUCUGAUACGGUGCAAGAGCUUGAACAGACGGAACAGGAAUUGAUACGACAGGUGUCUUCGCGUACGGUGACUGCUCAACCUUCUGAAGCUCCAACCCCCUCUUCCCACAUCGUCAAUCAUUCUCGUGCCAUACAGCUCCAAGAUACUGUGAAUCUCGAAAGCGCGGAGGUUCAAGUGAAGCACGGCCCAGCAAUUGAAGAGCACGAAGACCACGACAUGUUCGCCGAGUUCACGAACGAAGACUUUCACGAGGGUGGUGCGCAACCCAGCAUGCAGAUUCAGCGCCGUUCCAAGUCCACAGAUCUUCGUGUGCCCACUGCCCCUUCAAUCAAGCAAGAACCCGAAUCCGAGAGCUUGCUGUGUAUCAACGUAACUGAGCGCGUCGAAAACGUUGACUCUGCGAACACCUCAGGCCGCAGUAUGUUUGAGGACAGCGCUGCCAUGCCGGAUGACCCGCCCCAGGCUCUUGCAUUUGGCACUCAGGAACCAUCCAUUCAGGCUGGGUUGUUCCGAGGUGGCUUCAAGUCGGAGCGCCUGCAGUCGCAAGUCCCACAUGGCCAAGUCACUCAUGCUGGCGUAUUUCAACAGAAGUAUGCCCAUGACCCCCGGCAGUCAAUCACCGACUCUCAGAUGCAGCCCAACAACGGCAAAGAUUUGCGAUCUUCCUCUGUUGACUCUGUUCUCGGUAUUCGACGACACAGCUCAGAGGACAAGACGUCGUUACUUGGUGGCACGGAUCUGUUGGCCAACACGCAACUGCUCGCGCAACAGUGGCAGCAGCGGCAGAAGUUGUGUGCUACGGGUAAUCUAACUGCAAAUGCAGUGCAAGCAAGACCGGGAUUACUCCAUAGUCCAAGGCCCACUCAAGAUCAGAGUGUUCUACAGGUAGUACCAGCGGUUCAGCCGCCUCAAGACAUUUCCUCCUAUCCGCCUUCGCCUACGUAUUGGCAACGCCAAAGCUCUUCCGUCUCUCAAAACUCGAAUCUGCAGCGCCCUGCUUGCACUCCGGCUACGCAGCACGGUCAGUCCCAGUCUUCUUGGCUGAUCUCAGGCUGGCAUUUCGAUCAGAUCAUGCCACAGGCACCUCCUUCUGAUCUUUCAAAAACCCAAAACUCUCUACCUCAGGGUUCGGUAAGCUCAGGAUGUAUCACUGAAAUACAAAACAAGGGCACUUUGGAGGCCUCCGAUGAUGACGAGCCCCUGGCCACUCGCGUACCUCGUCAUCGUUCUACCACUGCCGGUCCAAUGCUGGCCAGCUCCCAGUUGCCAGCCCAUUCGAACUCGAUGUCGGAGUCUGCUGCAGCUCAACCGAAGCCGCGCAUUCCGAAUAUCAAGCAGGACUCUGCCAUCAAGCUGUUAGACGACGAUGAUGAAGAUACUGCCGAGCCCAUCUCUUGGAAGUUACCUGAGUUCGAAGUCACUUACCAUCCUCCUGCUGCUGCCAAUGAUCUGCCUAUGGCUAAGGUCUCCAUCCUUGGGAGCGGGAGCUCAGAAAACCUCGUUCGCUCUGAGGUCGCGCUUACAGAGGAUCACGCGCUUAACGAGAUGGAGCUCUUUCUCAACGUCUUCCUCCCCGCACAACGAGCUUUGCAGACGCCCGACCCCGAGCCAGCUCACGCAGUCAUCAACUUCCACACAAUUUCAGUCAUGGUGCUGGAGGCGUUUGUGCAGUACGAGAUCGGCGACGAAAUGGGUCGUGGCUACGGCUUUCACGGCGGAAACGUCAGUAAUCAGGCACUUCGCCCCAGCCCUUCCUCCUCUAACGGCGAAAUUGUACGCACACGCUCAGCAAAGGAUGCUGACGUUGACGAGAUUUUCUUCGCAGUCAUCGAUCGCUGGCGAGCCGGUUCCAUCUCUGGCAAGGGGACUCUGAAGCUCAUCCGUGGCGUCCAGGAAUUCUGCGACAUCGCCCUUGACGUUAUUUAUCACGUGAAGGAGCAUGGUCUGAAUCAGCCAGGGCCGAAGCAGAGGAAGGAGAGGAGUGACAAGGGCGUGAAGAGGGGACCCAGGGGUGGUACUCAAGAGACUGAGACGAAGGGCAAGGCUACUGGUAAGAGGAAGGCUGAUGCUGUGGAGUGCAGCGCUCCAGCAAAGAAGGGUAAGGUGAACGAGGUGCCGGUGCACAAGAAGGCGAAGACUGAGGUCAAAAAGACACCAGCGAAGAAGGCACUAUCCAAGACAAAGCCAAAGGUCAAUUCGUCCAGCGUGACCGUCAUUAGGAACUUGAAGUAG
Didymella exigua CBS 183.55 is the source of this 2643-nucleotide messenger RNA. RefSeq lists its product as uncharacterized. Lineage: Eukaryota; Fungi; Ascomycota; Dothideomycetes; Pleosporales; Didymellaceae. The transcript has a single exon. Bases 94 to 2643 code for a protein of 849 amino acids. The record is from RefSeq and is a predicted model, not a curated record.